Messenger RNA from Agrilus planipennis (emerald ash borer), 1744 nucleotides. RefSeq names its product nucleolar GTP-binding protein 2. The record is from RefSeq and is a predicted model, not a curated record. Gene Ontology annotation, molecular function: GTP binding. Gene Ontology annotation, cellular component: nucleolus. Bases 248 to 1720 code for a protein of 490 amino acids. The transcript is spliced from 2 exons. NCBI's taxonomy places the organism in Eukaryota, Metazoa, Arthropoda, Insecta, Coleoptera, Buprestidae.
AGAAUUUGAAGUUUGAAGAGGUUAGAGAGGUUAUAACUCAUGUUAUCAUUAAUUUUAGUGUUUUGGACGGUUUUUUUUAUAUCUAAAUAUUAGAUAAACGUUGAAAAAACCUCAUUAGUGUAUACAACAAGAAAUAUAUUAACUGCAUAUUAAUUGUAAUAUAUUCUGUGUUUGUGUUCUGAUAUCCAAAAUAAGUAACCAAGCUGUCUUAGGACAAUUAUAAACGCUUAAAUAAACUUCAGUCAGAAUGGGCCCUGUAAAGAAAGAGAAGAAACGCUCCAAUAAUUCCUUAAACCCUAAUCGUAACAAAGACGAGCUAAAAAAUGUUGCAAAACCAAGAUCAAGAUCUACAAUCGAAAGGCUUCAAAUGUACAGAAAAUUUAAAGCAAAAAGAGACAGAUCUGGAAAAAUAAUAAAAGCAGCACCAUUUCAGGAUAGAUUACCAUCAGGGUCAAGGGCUAGAAUAGAGCCAAAUCAAAAAUGGUUUGGGAGUUCUCGAGUUAUAACACAAAAUAGUUUACAACAGUUCCAAGAGAAGAUAGGAGCUGCUCUAAAAAAUCCCUAUCAAGUUAUUAUGAAACCUUCGAAUCUUCCAUGCACUCUAUUAAAUGAGAAAGCAAAGUAUCAGAGGUCCCACAUCUUAGACAACGAAAGUUUUGAGAGUGUAUUUGGUCCUAAAGUAUCCAGAAAGAGACCCAACUUGAAAGUGAGUAAUGGUAUUGAAGAUUUAAUCCAAGCUGCAGAAGAGAGGCAGGAAGCUUACAAUAAAGAAAAAGCCCAAUCACAAGAAGACGACGACAUGAGAACUUUACCACGUGACUGGGUAAUGGGUGCUGGUAUGUCAAGACGUAUUUGGAAUGAACUGUACAAAGUCUUGGACAGUUCCGAUGUCGUUCUACAAAUUCUAGAUGCAAGAGAUCCACAGGGUACAAGGUCUGCAUAUGUUGAAAAGUAUCUUAAGACAGAGAAGCCUCAUAAACAUCUAAUUUUUAUAAUGAAUAAGGUUGACUUAGUACCUACAUGGGUCACAAGGAGAUGGGUGGCACUUUUAAGCAGAGAAUACCCUACAGUGGCAUUCCAUGCCAGCUUAACACAUCCGUUUGGGAAGUCAGCUUUAAUAAAUUUACUGCGACAAUUUGCUAAACUCCACAUGGAUAAGAAACAGAUUUCAGUAGGAUUUAUUGGUUAUCCAAAUGUUGGAAAAUCCUCCAUUAUUAACACAUUACGUAGUAAAAAAGUGUGUAAUGUAGCUCCCAUUGCCGGAGAGACAAAAGUGUGGCAAUACAUCACUUUGAUGAGACGCAUUUAUUUGAUUGAUUGCCCCGGGGUGGUUUAUCCUUCGGGAGAAACUGACACCGAGAAAGUGUUAAAGGGAGUAGUAAGGGUGGAACUGAUAACCAAUCCAGAGGACUACAUUGGUGCGGUUCUUUCCCGUGUUAAAAAAGAAUAUAUCAUUAAAACAUAUAAAAUUUCGGACUGGAACGGCGAUCCGAUGCAGUUUUUGGAAAAAUAUGCUUGCAAAUCGGGUAAACUGUUGAAGAAAGGGGAACCCGAUAUAGCUACCGUAGCCAAGAUGGUGCUAAACGACUGGCAAAGAGGAAAAUUGCCAUUCUACACAUGCCCUCCUGGGGAAGAGCCAGAAAAUAAUGAAAUGGAAAAAAUUGAAGAAAGUAAAGAAAUACAAAAGUUUGAUGACAUUAAAGUUAGUCUUGAAUUUUAAAUGAAUAAACUGUUGUGUUUUCUA